UUCAUAGAAUGUCUCGACAAUUACCUCUCCAGAAUUAGUAACACGUGUAUGCAUGUUGGCGAUAUAAACAUAGACAUCAAAAGAAAUAGUAACAUAUCAAGCAGGUAUGUUAGUAUGCUGAGUAGUCAUGGAUUUCUAUCUUAUAUAAAUGAUUUCACUAGAGUACAGGGACAAGCUAAUUCCCUGUAUAGAUCACAUCUUUAUUCGAGAUCCAUUGCCUAAUUACAACUAUAUUCCAGCUAUCAUCCACUCUGAUAUAACCGAUCAUUUCCCAGUGAUACUCCAAUUGCGCGCUCAAAAUAAGCAACAUGACGGCCAUAUACUGAUAGAAAUAAAUUAUACAACAAUGCCAGAGCCGAAAAUUGGCUUAGUGUUUAUGUUGCAGACACGAUAGAUGCAGCGACCGAAAGAUCCAUAGAGGAAAGAAACAGAUUAUACACAGAGCUCAAAAAUAGCCCAACCGAAGAGAAAAAACCAACUACAACAACUAC
This is a messenger RNA of Acanthoscelides obtectus, 491 nucleotides long. The record is from the annotation of a GenBank genome assembly. Lineage: Eukaryota; Metazoa; Arthropoda; Insecta; Coleoptera; Chrysomelidae.